AUGGCUGCUCAGCAAGGGAUAGCCACCGUGGCCCUGCGGGUUCUGGAAGAAGCCCUGGCAGGGAGUUUGACGGCAGCCGGGGACGCGGCGGACUCGGCGGCCUCCGAGGGCGCCUACUACCUGGAGCAGGUCACUAUAACUGAAGCAUCUGAAGAGGAUUAUGAAUAUGAAGAGAUACCAGACGACAAUUUUAGCAUUCCAGAAGGUGAAGAAGAUCUGGCAAAAGCAAUUCAGAUGGUCCAAGAACAAGCUACAGAUACUCAAAUUCUGGAACAGAAAACAGUUCUUCCUUCAAAGCAUGCAGUACCUGAAGUAAUAGAAGAUUUUCUCUGCAAUUUCCUGAUCAAAAUGGGAAUGACCAGAACUCUUGAUAGCUUUCAGUCUGAAUGGUAUGAAUUAAUACAGAAGGGAUUAACUGAACUUAGAGGUGUUGGGACUGUUCCAGACGUCUACACCCAGGUUAUGCAUUUAGAAAAUGAGAAUAAACAUUUAAAGAAAGACUUGAAGCACUAUAAACAGGCAGCUGAGUAUGUUAUUUUUUAA
This is a messenger RNA of Otolemur garnettii (small-eared galago), 543 nucleotides long. It is a transcript of the gene SPAG16, whose product is annotated as sperm associated antigen 16. Bases 1 to 543 code for a protein of 180 amino acids. Gene Ontology annotation, biological process: axoneme assembly. Gene Ontology annotation, cellular component: axonemal central apparatus. The transcript has 6 exons. Lineage: Eukaryota; Metazoa; Chordata; Mammalia; Primates; Galagidae. The record is from RefSeq and is a predicted model, not a curated record.